AGAAGGGGAAAGUGAUGGGGGAUGCCUCUAGGAGAAGACUGUGGCCUGACGUUUUCCCCUGGAGCUCCAGGGCAGUGCCUGAUAGGAAGGAAGAGAUCCUGGGAGGUUGGCAGUUCCUGGUCAUCCUUGCUGGACUGAGAGGUCCUGAGUGAAGUCAUGUUGGGAGAAUAACACGGAGGUCAUGAUGAUGGAGGACUUGGCUUGAGUCCUUGGGGAAAAAGCUCAGCCCGCCUCCUGGCAGCAGUAUGGAGUCUAAGGAGGGACUGACUUCAGGUUUCCUCGUAGCCACAUUUCAGGAAUCCGUGACAUUCAAGGAUGUGUGUGUGGACUUCACCAGGGAGGAGUGGAGAUGCCUGGAUCCUGCCCAGAGGGCUCUGUACAGGGACGUGAUGUUGGAGACCUACGAGAACCUGGUCUUUGUGGGGAUUCCCAUUUCCAGACUGGAUGUGACCUGCCUGUUGGAGAUGCAAGAAGCAGCAAGGAGUCCUGAGGGCAGAGGCCCCAGAGCGUCUUUUCUAGAUGCCCUUAGUAACGAGAUCAAAUUUAAAACAAGGAACUCCAGUCUGAUGCAGAAUAUUUGCAUAGAAACAUCAUCCAGGAAGAGACUGCCAAAGGGUGCAGCCUGGCAUUGCAAGAUGGACAAAGCUGGGGAGUAUGAUGUUGAUUUAGAAAAACCAAGGAGUAACCUGGAGAGACACUCCAGACAAGGAACAAUCACUCCCAGAGCAACUUUUAAUAAAGGAAGUGGACCUCAGAGUAAUACAUUUGGGAGAAGAUUGAGCUUUGGGUCAGACUUUGAUGCACUUUGGAAAGGAACGAUGGGGAAAAGUCUCUAUAAAUAUAAGAUGCUUGGAAAGGGCUUCAAAGAUUUUCCUGCCCUAAUUACUUGUAAUACAUUCUCCUUAGGGAAGAAUUUUUUUAAGUAUACCAAAUGCAAGAAGCCCUUUAGGUACCACUCAGACCUAAUUAAAUUUCAUAGAAUACAUGCUGGAGAGAAGCACAGUGAGCACAAUAAACAUGGCAUAGCUAUUGGCAGAAGGUCAGAUUUUACUGGCCAUCAGAAUAGAGACAGAAAUGAGUGUAAGCAAUAUGAGAAAGCCUUCAGCUACAAGAGAAGUUUGAUGAAACAUAAAAGAAUUCAUAUUAGAGAGAAACCUUUUGAAUGUAAUGAAUUUGGAAAAGCCUUCAGUGAGAAGGAACAUACUGUUCAUCAGGGAAUUCAUACCGGAAAUAAACCCUUUGAAUGUAACAAAUGUGGAAAAGCCUUCAGUAAGAGGGGAUGCUUUAAUAGACAUCAGAAGUGUCAUACUGGAGAGAAAUGCUUUAAAUGUAGUGAGUGUGGAAAAGCUUUCUAUGAGAGUGGAUACUUUAUUAUCCAUAAGAGAAAUCAUACUAGAGAGAAACCUUCUGAAUGUAAUGAAUGUGGGAAAAACUUCAAUCACAGGGAAAGCCUUAUAAGUCAUCAGAAAACUCGUACUAGAGAGAAACACUUUGCAUGUAAUGAGUGUGGGAAAGCCUUCAGUGACAGUCAAAUACUCAAAAGUCACCAAGGCAUUCAUACUGGAGAGAAGCCCUUUGAAUGUAAUGAGUGUGGGAAAGCCUUCAGUGAAAGGGGUCGCCUUAAUAGACAUCAGAGGAUUCACACUGGAGAGAAACCCUUUGAAUGUAAUGAAUGUGGGAAAGCCUUCAGUGAGAGUGGACAUUUUAUUAUCCAUCAGAGAAUUCAUACCGGAGAGAAGCCAUUUGAAUGUAAUGACUGUGGGAAAGCCUUCAGUGAGAGGGGAAGUCUUAAUAGACAUCAGAGAAUUCAUACUGGAGAGAAACCCUUUGAUUGUAAUGAAUGUGGAAAAGGAUUCAACCGGAGGGAAAACCUUAUUAGUCAUCAGAGAACUCAUACUAGAGAGAAACCCUUUGCUUGUAAUGAGUGUGGGAAAACCUUCAGCCAAAGGGGAAACCUUACUACCCAUCAGAGAACUCAUACUGGAGAGAAACCCUUUGCCUGUAAUGAAUGUGGGCAAGCCUGUAGUCAGAGGGCAAGCCUCAUUUAUCAUCAUAGAAGUCAUACUGGAGAAAAGCCCUUUGACUGUAAUGAAUGUGGGAAGGCCUUCAGUGAGAGGGGAAACCUCAUUGCACAUCAGAGAACUCAUACUGGUGAGAAACCUUUUGAAUGUAAUGAAUGUGGAAAAGACUUUAGCCGGAGGGAAAACCUUAUUAGUCAUCAGAGGACCCACACUGGAGAGAAACCUUUUGAAUGUAAUGAAUGUGGGAAAGCUUUUAGACAAAAGGGAAGCCUUAUUACCCAUCAGAGGAUUCAUACUGGAGAGAAACCCUUUAACUGUAAUGAAUGUGGGAAAGCCUUUAGUGUGAGGGGAAACCUUAUUACACAUCAGAGAACUCAUACUGGAGAAAAACCCUUUAUAUGUAAUGAAUGUGGGAAAGCCUUCAGUGGGAGGGGAUACUUUAUUACACACCAGAGAACUCAUACUGGAGAGAAACCCUUUCCAUGUAAUGAAUGUGGGAAAGCUUUCAGUGAACGGGGAAGCCUCAAUAGACAUCAAAGAAUUCAUACUGGAGAGAAAACUUUUGCAUGCAAUGAAUGUGGGAAAGCAUUUAGCCAAAGGGCCAGCCUUAUUACCCAUCAUAGAACUCAUACUGGAGAGAAACCUUUUUCAUGUAAUGAUUGUGGGAAAGCUUUCAGGCGGAGGAGAAACCUUAUUACACAUCAGAGAAGUCAUACUGGAGAUAAACCCUUUGUUUGUAAUGAAUGUGGGAAAGCUUUCAGUGAAAGGGGACACUUUAUUACCCAUCAGAGAACUCAUACUGGAGAAAAACCCUUUGAAUGUAAUGACUGUGGGAAAGCUUUCAGUGAGAAGGGAAGUCUUAAUAGACAUCAGAGAACUCAUACUGGAGAGAAACCCUUUGCAUGUAAAGAAUGUGGGAAAGCUUUCAGUGGGAAAGCAAACCUUAUUAGACAUGAGAGAACUCAUACUGGUGAGAAACCGUUUUCAUGUGAUGAAUGUGGAAAGGCCUUCAGUGGGAGGGCAAACCUUGUUAGACACCAGAGAAGUCAUACUGGAGAGAAACCCUUUCCAUGUAAUGGAUGUGGCAUAGCUUUCAGUAGAAGGGCAAACCUUAUUGCUCAUCAGAGAAUUCACACUGUUGAAAAACCCUUUGAACAUAGUGACCAUGGGAAAGCUUUUUUUAAGAGGGAAAUACCCCAAAAUUGCCAGAGAAUGAAAACUGUACAGAAAUUGUUUGCUUGUAAUGAAUGAAAAAAAGCCUUCAGAGAGAGGAAGCGUCUUAUUACCCAUCAAAGAAUUCAUACUGGAGUGAAGCAUUCUGAGUAUAACAAAUACAAAGAAUAGUUUUUAAUGGUUCAGUAUCAGCCAUGCAGGAGGUCUCCUGUGCAGUUGCAAGAGUUUGUUCUUCACUCAGGCUGCUCAACAUUUAUGUCUGUGACUUGGAGAAAGGCUUAGGAGGCAUGCUCGUCACAUCUGCAGAUGACACAGAGGUGAGAGAGCCGAGGCAUCAGGUGAGAGUUAGGAUCCAGAAGGGUAUUGACAGUCUAGAAUACUGGCAUGAAUCUAGUAAGGUGAAAUUCAGUAGGGAUAAAUGUAAGUCUCAUACUGGAGUACAACAUUCAGUUUUACAAAUACCAGGUGGUGGGGGUGGUUAGAUAGCAAUUCUGAAAAAAACAUCUUGGAGUUUUACUGGCCUGCAAACCCAACAUAAGUCGACAGUGUGAUGUGGAAGACAAAAAAAAUCUAAUGUGAUCUUAGGCUCCAUUAAAUGAAACAGAUUUAGGAAUUAGGGAGCUAAUAGUAACACUAUUCUAGCCUCCCCUGAUGUCAUCUGAAUACUGUGUUUAAUUCUGAGCAGCAGGUCACAAGGUUGCUAGUGAUAGGGGGGAGAAUAUUUAGAGAAGUGCAGCUGGGAUGAUGAAGGGCCUUGAGUCUGUGUCCUGAGAAAUGGACUUCAAGUAACUAAACACGUUUACCCUGGGAAGGAGAAACAGGAACAUGAUUCUUCAAAUAUUUGAAAAGUUGCGUGAGAGAGAUUAGACUUGUUCUGUUUGGCCCUCUAGGGCAGACCUAGGAGCAAUGUGUGGAUGUUGCAAAGAUAUUAAUUUAGGCUUGUUGGUGGGAAGAACUUGGAGAAGUAUAAUAGGCUGCCUAGAGAGGUGGUGGGCUCUUCGAACAAAAGCUGGAUGACCAUUUGUUGGAUAUUUUCUUACAAUACAGUUUGUGUUUGGGGAUGGGCUGGAUGACCACUGAAGUCCAUCUCAGCUCUCGAAUUCUAUGAUUCUGUGAAUUGACCUCACCAAGAAUAGGCUGUGUGAAAGUCAAUGCCCAUUGAUAGGUGAUAGAUGAGCAGAUGGUAGUACAUGAGUAUAAUGGAAUAAUUCCACCCUGUAAGAAAGGAUGGAUAUGAGGAAUUCAAAGAAAUAUGGAAAAAAUUAUUUGAACUGAUUCAGAGCAAAAUAAGCAGGACUAACAAUAUACAUAGCAAUGUAAAUAGAAAGAAGAAAUAACCAAAACUGAAUCCUGUUUGCUUCUAAUGACUCACUUUGACUCAGGACAUGAAAAAAAAUACCUCUUUCAUUUUCAGAUGGUGGGGGAAGGAUGACUAAAAAUGUGUAAGAUUGCAUAUACUGUUGGACUUUCUUGAUAUAUUGGUUAAUUUUGUGGAACUGAUUUUUCUGUGCUUUUUUAUCCUCUGUUAAAAUACGUGGCUCUCUGUGGGUGGAGGUAGGAAUGUAUUUGAGAAUGAAAGUGAUGUAAAAACAAAAUAGAUUAAUUGAUAUGUCAAAUUUUCUUUAAAAAUGAAGUCAAUGAACAGAUUAUUCUAGGCCAUGGAUUCCCAUGCUAAGGUAUACUUACCCCCAGGGAAUAGGAGAAGUUUGUUAAGGGGAUAUAGGGAAUAUCGUAAUCUAUUUACAUUCCAAGAAUAGUGGUUAGUUUAAAAAAUACAUAUAUCUUUAUUUUUCUGUCCAUUCUGUUUGUCUGUAUUGUGUAUUAUAGAGAGAAUGGCAGGAAGACCAGGGUAGGAUGGAAAGGGGAGGCUCUGUACAGUGGUGUCAAAGUUAAAUAGAAACUGAUCCCUGCAGGCUGCAUUUU
Messenger RNA from Trichosurus vulpecula (common brushtail), 5117 nucleotides. RefSeq names its product zinc finger protein 665-like. The transcript has 5 exons. Gene Ontology annotation, molecular function: DNA-binding transcription repressor activity, RNA polymerase II-specific. The coding region runs from base 246 to 3272 and encodes 1008 amino acids. The record is from RefSeq and is a predicted model, not a curated record. Gene Ontology annotation, biological process: negative regulation of transcription by RNA polymerase II. NCBI's taxonomy places the organism in Eukaryota, Metazoa, Chordata, Mammalia, Diprotodontia, Phalangeridae.